GAGGGGAGAGAUUUCUCGCAACGGCCAAUCAAGACGGUCUUUAGAUUUCUCUCUCCCUCCUUCUCUCUCUUCCGCCCACGUCCCUCCCUCUUUGUCCUUUCUUCUCAAUUGUGUCCUCCCCACCACCACCAUUGUAUCUUCCCGCUCUCCGCAGCUCCCUUCCUUCCGAUAUCCCCCCUCCUCCUCGCCAUAUCUUCAGCAUCAGCUUACCAAUUGAACACCCAGAAAAAUAAUAAUAAUUAAUACAGCAGGAUGCCGUUACUACUGCUGGCAGUGCCGCUGCAAAAGUCAUGGUUCGGUAUCCAUUACUGGAAGACGCCUUCGAUCAUGGACUUGCCCGUAGAGCUGGAGUACAUUUCAUAUCAAGAACUCGAGAACAGGUUCACACGGCUUAAUAAGAUUGCUCGGCCCGUGUACCCGACCCUAUGGCCGAGCAUUCUCAUGUUCAUUGUCUUUGUGGGACUCUUCACGACCGCAGCGAUCGGGAUCUCCAAAACGGGGACAGCCCUGUCGAUCAUGAGCCAGGGUGCAUGCUUUGUCCUCCCCAUCAUUGCCGUCCUCUGGAUCAGGAUCCGCAAGGAGACCAAGGCUAGAGCGCGUAAGAAGGUACCGUAAGGAGAGGAAUUUCUUUGAUUUCUUUUAGCCGAGGUUACCCAG
Gamsiella multidivaricata is the source of this 657-nucleotide messenger RNA. RefSeq lists its product as uncharacterized. The transcript has 2 exons. The record is from RefSeq and is a predicted model, not a curated record. Lineage: Eukaryota; Fungi; Mortierellomycota; Mortierellomycetes; Mortierellales; Mortierellaceae. Bases 253 to 615 code for a protein of 120 amino acids.